CGGCGGCCCCACCCCGGCGGCGCCGCCCGUCCGUUCGCCCGCGCGUCUCUCCGUCCACCUGCAGCAGGCAGUCCCUCUGGCUGUCCGACUGAGCGGCGCCGGCCGAGCCCGACGCCUGGGCUCUUGCUCCCCGGCGGAGGGAUCCACGGUAGCUGAGGAGGCGGCGCUGAGAUUAGGUGGAAGAGGCAGCUACGGCGGCGGCGGCGGUAGCGGCGGCGGCACCUCGGACUGCAGCGCAUAAAGGAGCCGCCGCCGGGUGAUGCGGUGACCGCUGCGGCAGGCUCAGGAGCCAAGUGGGCCCCGGCCCUCAGUCCGUCCUGCCGGACUCGCGCUCCCGAACUCCCCAUCUUCUCCGGCCGACCCGCGAUCACCGAGGCGGCCUCGCGCCCCCUCGCCCCUUCCCCGUCCCUCCCCUGUCCCCGUCCCCGCCCCGGGGGCCACCGCCACCCGCCUCCCACGAUGGCUCUGAAGAGAAUCCACAAGGAAUUGAAUGACCUGGCACGGGACCCCCCAGCACAGUGUUCAGCAGGUCCUGUUGGAGAUGAUAUGUUCCAUUGGCAAGCUACAAUAAUGGGGCCAAAUGACAGUCCCUAUCAGGGUGGAGUAUUUUUCUUGACAAUUCAUUUCCCAACAGAUUACCCCUUCAAGCCACCUAAGGUUGCAUUUACAACAAGAAUUUAUCAUCCAAAUAUUAACAGUAAUGGCAGCAUUUGUCUUGAUAUUCUCCGGUCACAGUGGUCUCCAGCACUAACUAUUUCAAAAGUACUCUUGUCCAUCUGUUCUCUGUUGUGUGAUCCCAAUCCAGAUGAUCCUUUAGUGCCUGAGAUUGCUCGGAUCUACAAAACAGAUAGAGAAAAGUACAACAGAAUAGCUCGGGAAUGGACUCAGAAGUAUGCGAUGUAAUUAAAGAAAUUAUUGGAUAACCUCUACAAAUAAAGAUAGGGGAACUCUGAAAGAGAAAGUCCUUUUGAUUUCCAUUUGACUGCUUUCUAUGAGCCCACGCCUCAUCUUCCCCUGUGCACAUGUUUACCUGAUACAGCAGUGCUGCGUGUUGUACAUACUUGGAACAACAAACUAGAAAUACUGUACUUCUGUACCAACAUUGCCUCCUAGCAGAGAAGUGUGUGUGUGACAAGCCAGUUCUCCAGGCGUAACCUAGGUGUGAGACUAAAAGUUUUCCUUAUUGACUUAAAUUUGGAUAACGGCAAGGUGAGGGGUGGUGGGUAUGGUGUGUGCUUGGAUGGGGAAGAAAAGCUCCACUGACCUGUAGGAGAUUGUUUUUAAGUGGAAUCCUUUUAAACUCAGAACAGUUAUGAAAAGCAAGGUGAAGAACACGAAGCUGUUUCUGUAUUUUAUUCUGAAGGACCUACAUCUUAGGUGAAAGUUAUGACCAACCAGAUUAAACUCUACCCACAUCCUGUAUUUUAAGGUCUAAGUUUAACUGGUCAACAUUUAAAUGGAUUGGAGCUAUUAGUACAUAAAGUGUGAUGGGCUUUGGUCCCACAUCUUUUGCAUCUCCCCACCCUUCACCCUUUGUCCUUUCAGCCCCCUUCUCUCUUCCACAUUCUUUGGUUUGUAUGUGGUUUCUCAGUUAAUACAUAGCUAAUAGCUCUUAUUUUUCUUAUGUUUUUAACUGCUUAGGUCUAUCUGGAUGUAAGGGUGAAAAUUCAUUUGAUGGAAAUACUUGUGUAUAUUUAAAGACCCAAUUGCUCCUCUGGAGCUUGUACGUUCAAGAAUGAUUAAUCUGUGUAAUAAACUGAUUACUACAGUCAUUACAUAUAA
Molecule: messenger RNA, 1782 nt
Organism: Ailuropoda melanoleuca (giant panda)
Lineage: Eukaryota; Metazoa; Chordata; Mammalia; Carnivora; Ursidae
Gene: UBE2D2
Product: ubiquitin conjugating enzyme E2 D2
Exons: 7
Coding region: 460-903 (147 amino acids)
Source: RefSeq, a predicted model, not a curated record